Ictalurus punctatus (channel catfish) is the source of this 7644-nucleotide messenger RNA. RefSeq names its product neuronal PAS domain-containing protein 3. NCBI's taxonomy places the organism in Eukaryota, Metazoa, Chordata, Actinopteri, Siluriformes, Ictaluridae. Bases 1194 to 4115 code for a protein of 973 amino acids. The record is from RefSeq and is a predicted model, not a curated record. The transcript has 12 exons. Gene Ontology annotation, biological process: regulation of transcription by RNA polymerase II. Gene Ontology annotation, molecular function: DNA-binding transcription factor activity, RNA polymerase II-specific; RNA polymerase II transcription regulatory region sequence-specific DNA binding; protein dimerization activity.
UGUUGUAAUCCAACAUUAAAUGCCAGUAACUACUAUUCAGGUUUUCAAAGGGUUACUGCCGCAGCAGCCAGUGCGCGCUCACGUGCCUGUGCCUGAUUGGCUGCUGAAGGCCGGCGCGCGCUCCCCGUACGCUCGCGCGGCGCAGUUAAUCGGCUCAUACGUCCGCUCCCACGCGCUCCGGAUCUCACACAACAACACCUUCAGCGGUAGAAAACACACACACACACACACACACACACACAGUAAACGCACCGCUGUACACCACAGCUUAGCGUAUUUAGACAGCAUAUUUAGACAUCUCACACACGUAAUAGAGUCGCGUGCAGAUGAGGCGAAAGGAAAACCUUGAGAUGAUUCACACGUAAACUUGAAAACAUUAACACAGAGGAGUCGAAUACGUCAUCGCGGUUCAUUUCGGACUUUUAGCUGGCUUCCAGACACGCGCUUAAACGUCUGCAGUUUGUCCUCAUGAACACUGAGAUUAACGCCGUUUAGUUUUCUCCACUCUUCACUCUGUCUGCACACGCCGGUAAUAUUUUGGACGUAGUCUACAUGCACUUCUCAGUCUAUGGAGCGAGCUUUUCAGUAUAGAGAAGGCGCUCCAGAACAUUCUGUAGACUCGAUCCAGUUAGGAUGUGCUAAAUUUGGGCUUAUGCAGAAGUCGGAAAAGGACGUCCACUAGCCUCAACAGUGGCUUUUCCCAACUAACUCACUGUCUUCCUAAAUAGGUAAAGAGUUAAAGGGUUCGUUUUGGUUUUCCUACAGAUAAUCCGGCUGCCGUUCAUGCAAAAGUCGGUAGAAAAGUUCGCUUGUGGAACUUCACAAUCUGGUCGCAUUUACUUGCGACAUCUAGUGCAGUUUCGAUUCAUAUCACACGUACAGCAUUUCAUUCUCGUGGUUAAAUAACCCUACGUUGUGAAAAGACAAGCUUCAGCAUCCAGUCGAAACUUUCCUCAUUGACGCGUAACGGCGCGUUUCCGCUGAGCAUCCCCUCAAUGCCACUGCAAGCCUAAAAGCAGCAGCAGCAGCAACAACAACACCAGUCUCCUCUCAGAGCACAAAAGCGCGAGAAUGGCCCAGCAGCUCGUGCUCGUCACUAAUGGGAUUGCGCUGUGACUUGCUCGGCCGGAGGACAGGCUGCACUCACACACACGCACACACACUCGCUCGGCGGUGCGCUGCACGGCGCGGGGAUGAUCAGGAUCUUCCCGGACUUCAGCGUGCAGGUGACGGCGGCGGCUGGCGCAGGAGCCGCAGGGAUGCCGGCAGCACGGGUCCCGGGCGCCACCAACGGCAACCCGCAAAACGUCCAGGGCUUGACCACUUACCAACAAAGCGACCCUUACUGGGAGAGGCCAGCUAAUGCCAGCUCGUGUUCAGCCGCUAGGCCCAAGACACUUCACCUCGGAGGGCAACAACAUACCUCAUCACCAUGGUUGCAGGCUCUGAGGAAGGAGAAGUCGCGUGAUGCAGCACGCUCACGCAGAGGGAAGGAGAACUUUGAGUUCUAUGAGUUGGCCAAGAUGCUGCCACUGCCAGGUGCCAUCACCAGCCAGCUGGACAAAGCCUCCAUCAUCCGCCUCACCAUCAGCUACCUAAAGAUGAGGGAUUUCGCCAACCAGGGCGACCCGCCAUGGAACCUGCGCAUCGAAGGACCACCACCCAACACCUCAGUCAAAGCUAUUGGCUCUCAGCGAAGGAGGAGCCCCAGUGCAGUCGCCUCAGAGAUCUUUGAGCCUCACCUGGGCAGCCACAUCCUACAGUCCCUGGAUGGAUUCGUAUUUGCACUAAACAAGGAGGGGAGGUUUUUGUACAUCUCAGAGACCGUGUCCAUAUACCUCGGCCUUUCACAGGUGGAGUUGACGGGCAGCAGUGUGUUUGACUACGUGCACCCGGGUGAUCAGGUGGAGAUGGCCGAGCAGUUGGGGAUGAAGCUUCCUCCAGGCCGGAGUCUGCUGUCUCAGGGAGCCGGGGCUGAGGACGGAGCAAGCUCAGCCUCCUCAUCCUCACACUCUGAGACGCCUGAACCUGUGGAGUCCAGCAGUCCGAGUCACCUCUCUCCAGAUAACACGUUGGAGCGUUCCUUCUUCAUACGAAUGAAGUCCACGUUGACUAAGAGAGGCGUCCACAUCAAGUCCUCCGGCUACAAGGUGAUCCACAUCACGGGCAGACUGAGGAUAAGAAUGGCACUAACGCACAAUCGCACAGUGCCCAAUCAGAUUAUGGGCAUGGUGGUGGUGGCUCAUGCCCUCCCUCCCCCCACCAUUAACGAAGUUCGCAUUGACUGCCAGAUGUUCGUCACGCGGGUCAACAUGGACCUCAACAUUGUCUACUGUGAAAAUAGAAUUAGCGACUACAUGGACCUGACACCUGUGGACAUCAUAGGAAAAAGAUGUUAUCAGUUUAUUCAUGCCGAGGACGUGGAGGGCAUUCGGCACAGCCAUUUAGACUUAAUGAAUAAAGGCCAGUGUGUGACAAAAUACUAUCGCUGGAUCCAGAAGAAUGGAGGCUAUAUCUGGAUCCAGUCCAGUGCCACUAUUGCUAUCAACGCCAAGAAUGCCAAUGAGAAGAACAUCAUCUGGGUCAACUAUGUGCUUAGUAAUCCGGAAUACAAAGACACACCCAUUGAUAUCACACAGCUUCCGAAUCUGCCAGAGAAAGCCUCAGAGUCAUCGGAAACGUCAGACUCAGAGUCUGACUCUAAGGACAACUCUGAAGACAACGAGAACUCCAAGUCAGAUGGGAAAGGAAAUAAGUCUUCUGAGAACAGUGAAGAGCCAGAGUCAGACAGUAAGAAGCCCACCAGACACUCUGAGCAGGAGAUGAGGCAUCAAGAGGAGGACAGCUCCAGUAAUGCAGAGAGCCAGGAGAGUGAGGACAGUUUGGAACCCUCUGAUUGUGAGGCUGAGCACAAGGAGAGCCGCUUGGCUCAUCUCAGUGGGCUGCCCAUUAAAGUGGAGCACUAUGGUGAUGGAGAGGGGGCAGAGCUUCACAAUUCUCUCUCAUCAUCCUCUGAGGAAGAGGACGAAGAUGAGGAGGAAGAAGAGGAAGACAAUGAUGAGAUUAUGAAGGACUACAACAGUGAAGGGGAACUGAGCGGUCCACUGACAAGUAAACGCCAGAAGAGAAAGAAAAGGAGGAAAAAGCAGAAAUGGGAGGGCAGUCGUCAGCGUCUGCGACUUUCACCUCCAGAAGCUGUCACAGCAAGUCCAGGAAGUCUGGAGCCAGCACUGGGAGAGCAGCCUCCAUUACUGCCACCUCCAUCACCCGCCACUGCCUCAGUGCUUAAGAUCAAAACAGAGAUGGCCGAGCCUAUCAACUUUGACAACGAUAGCAGUAUCUGGAACUUCCCGCCUAACCGAGAGAUCUCACGCAAUGAGUCACCUUUCAGCAUGACCAAGCCUCCUAGUGCUCAUGAAGCCUUCCCCGCUGCCAUCCCCGACUCAGUCCUCACUCCACCAGGCACCGAAGGAGGAGCAGGCAUCAGGAAGCCCAACUUCACUAACAGCAGUAGCAGUAGUAGCAGUAACAGUGCUCCCAACUCAACUGGCCUGGGACCCCCACUGUCUAACUCCUCAACCUCUGACCCCCUAUCACCUCCACUUUCAGCCUCACCACGUGAUAAGCAGCAGGGCACACCCACCUCCCAGAAUUCCCUUCUGUACAGUGGUGACUUGGAGGCCCUGCAGCGGCUACAGACAGGCAACGUGGUGCUUCCCCUGGUGCAGCGUGUUGCAGGCACACUGGCUGCCACCAGCACAGCAGCGGCACCACGCGUCUACACGGCAGGCACCAUUCGCUACGCACCCGCUGACGUCACACUGGCUGUGCAGAGCAACCUGCUACCCAGCGGCCAUGCCGCAGUCAACUUUGUGGACGUGAACGGGCCUGGCUUUGGUAUUGAUGCCAAGACACCCAUGGAAAUGCUCUACCACCACGUGCACCGGCUCAACAUGUCGGGUCCAUUUGGUGGCGCAGGCACCGGUGCCAGUCUCGCACAGAUGCCCACUGCCAACGUCUUCACCACGGCGGAGGGACUCUUCUCUACGCUUCCCUUCCCCGUCUACAGCAAUGGCAUCCACACAACACAGACUCUCGAGCGCAAAGAGGAUUGAAGCAAAACACUGAGACCAUAUUACUGUGUUCAAUUUAAAUCAAGACUCUUUCGAGGCCUAUGACUGUGUUUCAAGUUGGGGUGGGAAUUAAUUGUUAUAGCACUUUGAAUUUCAAGCAGUUACGCUUGUGUAAUUGAAACAAAUGGUUUCUCUUCCUGUGUCUUUCUCCAUUUCUUUUCUCUUCCUCCCUCCCUUCUCUAGAGCCAAUGACAUUUUCUUUAAACAAACUAAACAGGCUCAUCUCUAUUUCAGAGUUCCUUUGAGCCACAGAGAAUUCACCACUCAGGUGUGUGGUUUCUCUGUGGUGAAAUAAAAUGUGCUUUGUUUGACUUCAUUACAGUGCAUCCGUAUUAGGAUGUGUUGUGUAUUUAAAGGCAAUUCACAAAGGAGAUAAAAAGAAACUGUUCAUUUUUUAUCAAUAUCUUGAUGUGAUCAAGGCUGACACUGACAAAAGGAUGUUACCCUGUUUGACGUGGUUGAAAGGGUUUUAGGGUUCUUUCUUAACGAGGGAAUAGUAUUUUAGAAAUGAUGCUUUUCUUCGUUUUUUAUAGCUCAGAUUUAACUUACAAAUCAUGCAUUUUAAAAGCAAUUUUAGCCAGGUAUUGAUUGACCUGCUCCGAAUGUUACUACAAACUCCCAGGACUUUGGAACAGGUCAGUGUGAGAUUCCUCCAGUUCCAUCUUCCUUUUGCAGAUCCAUGGUGCUAUCAUCAACUAACCCUCACUCAGCUGGCUGACGUAGGUAUUGUUCCAGAGCUCAACAAAUGAUGGCUUGAGAGAUUUUCUACUGAAAACUCAAACCUCUAACAGUCAAGUUCAUUUUUCUUGUGUUUAUCCCCUGCAGAGUGUGGAGAAGGGUUUGGCUGUGGCUCAAUCUGAUUGAGUCAGAAAAGGCAUUUGGACCAGGCUGUGAAUCAUUUCUUACCCCUCAGUGUAACUGAGGCUAAUUUUUACAUCAUAAACUUGAAGAUGAAUGUGAAACUCUUUAACAGGCUUCUCUCAGUUUAUUUUUACUCUCCCUCUUCAUACUUGAAGCCUAGUAGCUUUUCCCCCAUCAGUCUCCCAAAAUCAGUUUCCCUCCACUCCUUCAUGAACUCUGAAAAACACAUAUCAACAAGAUUGUAAUAAGGACAUGCAUUUUCAAUCAAAAAUGUGUUUUGAGAAAUCACAUUCCUAAUUUUUUUCCACUGUUGCCAAAAAAAAUUACCGUCACAGUUUGGUGUCAAGACACUGUGAAUUUGUUUGGAAAAAAAAAAAAAAAAAAAGAAAGUAAUAAAAAGGAAGAAAACUGUCGCUUCAUCUUUUGGCAGCCAUCCAUCACGUCAUCUAUUACCAAGCGUGAUAAGCGUAAACGUGUACAAUGUGUAAGUGUCAUUGGCUGUCAGUCCUCAUAGCGAUUUCAGUGUGUGUUACUAUAUGCAGUAUAUACCGAGCUGAUGUAGCUGUUUCGUCCUUUGUCCUCUCUGUGCUAGUGUGGGCUUGGACGGGGAAACACUCGUUCUCCCUCUCCUUCUCCUCUACAGUCUUAGUGAACCAGUGGAGGUUAGUGGAUUUUGUGUGGUGGCCUUCCAAUGUAGUGUCACCUUUUUGCUGCUUCUUUUCUGUCUGUAUUACUUUUCUGUUCCUGCUAUUGCUUUGCUGUUGUGUAGUCUACAGACCUCUCUCUUCCUCUCAGAGAUAAAAGACUCUUAACUAGCUCAAAGGUUUAAGGAGCCAUUUUUUUGCCACUGGGGAAUUCUGGGAUUGCGGUCUCCACCUCAAAACUGACAAGGAUAAAACCGAAGUAGCAUUUAGAUGUAACGUCUGGAACCUCAAAGGCCUAAGUUGUGAAACAUUCCCAGAGUCCCUUGUGCUUCUCAUGUGCAUUGGGUGUAUUUCAUUGGUUUCCACCAACCAGUUGACUUCAAGGACCCUGCAACUCACAGGAAGUAAAAAAAAAAAAAAAUUAUGACAGAAUUUCAGGACAAUAAACAAUUUUACGGAUUUCUAAUGAGAAAUGAAAAAAAAUCACACUAUAAAAUCUAUUUUUAUAGGUGUUUUGGAAAUGCAUGUUUACCAAGUUGAUUGUUUGGUUUACCUGAUUUUGUUUGGUCCAGCAGCUUUGCCAGCGUUUAGUGUUUUUUAGUCUGUCCAACAAGGCAAAGGGGGAGCCUUUUUGUCUUUUUACUGAAUCGGGCUACUCCCCUGCAUCAGGAAACUCGUCUCUGUGGUUUCUGUGAAAAUGUGUUGUUACUCAAACCCAGGUCAUGAUAUUAAUGUUUUUAAAACCGAUAGCUGCUGUCAGGGCAGUUGCAGGAGAGCUUGGCGUCACCACUGGAGCUUAGCGUCUUAGAUCCUAGAGUCUUAGCAUUUUUUACAUUACAAAAAGUUGUGCUGUACAGGGGGUGGCUCAAAAAAACACUGUGGACCAGGAAAUACACCCAUAUGUUACAAACAGAACAGCCGGCUGAGCUGUCUCAGUGUUUCUGUGUUGUGUCAAAAUGAUUGCUGGUGAUUUAAUCUUAAACUAAUCUCAGCUGCUGUCAGAUAAAUAGUGUUUAAAAAUUACAAUAUGAUAAAUCACUUCAUUACCUGUGAAAACUGUGUCUGUGUUUUUAACUAUUUCUUGUACAAUUAUACAGAUUCUUUUAUGAGGAACUUGGUGCCAAGUAGAUGAAUACAGGAGAAAGGGAUUCUCUUAGUAUCAAUGUUAACAGUGUUAUAAAUUCUAAAUACAAACAAAUUAAAAUAUUAAAAAGAGAAAACUAUGGUACAUUUUUUAUUUUCUUUUUGGGGUUUUAAUUAUUAUUAUUUUAUUUUAUUAUUUCUUUUUUUUUCAAAAAAAAAAAAGAAAAAAAAAAGAAACAACUAACUAAAGCUAACUGAGUGCCUGGCUUGUUUUUUUUAAUGGAACAACAUCUCUUUUCAUUUACCAUAAAUAAUGCUGCAAUUCAGAAAUGUACAUACUUCAUUUUACAACAGGGUUCUUUUAUACUUUUGUAGGGUCUCAUCAGUUUAAGCAAACAUGUCAUACAUGGUUGUCUUUCUGUAACGGUUUUUUACCAUCUUACAGGUGCCAUAUUCAUAAUAAACUUCUCUCAGAUUUCUUACUAUCUGGCAUCAUUUCUUUCUCAUUCAGUUCAUCUUAAGUGAAUAUCACACAUCACUGACGUUCCUCCUUGUUUACUUCUUUUUUUAUUUUAUUUUAUUUUUAUUAUUAUUUUAUGUUUCCAGAUAUCUGGCCAAUACGUCAUUCGUUCAUGUCAUAGUUGGAGUCACUAAUCACAGGGGAACUGAUGAGACCACAGGUCUCGUUCUCAUCCUGAUGUGUCCAUAAUCUGCACCGAAGUGUGUUUCUGCAGCUCACUGCUCGCUUGUACUCUCCAGGGCUGUGGCACUGCAGUGCACUCAAAAACCUAGUUGUUAAAUAAGCACUCAUGGGUAUAUGUGACGCUUUCUCAUACCUCACAAUAUCAUUCAAUCUGGGCUUUUAAUUAGCGGGUAAUCUAGACUGUGCUGUCCGUUCUGCCAUACUGAUCUCACUGUAACGC